Molossus molossus (Pallas's mastiff bat) is the source of this 1041-nucleotide messenger RNA. RefSeq names its product 3-hydroxybutyrate dehydrogenase 2 (gene BDH2). The record is from RefSeq and is a predicted model, not a curated record. NCBI's taxonomy places the organism in Eukaryota, Metazoa, Chordata, Mammalia, Chiroptera, Molossidae. Gene Ontology annotation, biological process: siderophore biosynthetic process. Gene Ontology annotation, cellular component: cytoplasm. Gene Ontology annotation, molecular function: 3-hydroxybutyrate dehydrogenase activity. The transcript is spliced from 10 exons. Bases 45 to 782 code for a protein of 245 amino acids.
GGGAUCGGGAGGACGCCAUCCAUUUGCUGCUCUAAAGUUCCAUUAUGGGCCGACUUGACGGGAAAGUCAUCAUCCUGACAGCAGCUGCUCAGGGCAUCGGCCAGGCAGCUGCCAUAGCUUUUGCAAGAGAAGGUGCCAAAGUCAUCGCCACAGAUAUCAAUGAGUCCAAACUGCAGGAACUGGAAAAGUACCCCGGCAUUCAAACUCGAGUCCUUGAUGUCACCAAGAAGAAACAAAUUGACCAGUUUGCCAAUGAAGUCGAGAGACUUGAUGUUCUCUUUAAUGUCGCUGGUUUUGUGCACCAUGGAACCAUCCUAGACUGUGAAGAGAAAGACUGGGACUUCUCAAUGAACCUCAAUGUCCGCAGCAUGUACCUGAUGAUCAAGGCAUUUCUUCCCAAAAUGCUCGCUCAGAAAUCUGGCAACAUCAUCAACAUGUCCUCUGUGGCUUCCAGCAUCAAAGGAGUCGUGAACAGAUGUGUGUACAGCACAACCAAGGCGGCCGUGAUCGGCCUCACCAAGGCCGUGGCUGCCGACUUCAUCCAGCAGGGUAUCAGGUGCAACUGCGUGUGUCCAGGAACAGUUGAUACCCCAUCUCUGCAAGAAAGAAUACAAGCCAGACCAAAUCCUGAAGAGGCACUGAGCGAUUUUCUGAAGAGACAGAAGACUGGAAGGUUUGCAACUGCCGAAGAGAUAGCCCUGUUGUGCGUGUAUCUGGCUUCUGAUGAAUCUGCCUACGUAACAGGUAAUCCUGUCAUCAUCGAUGGAGGCUGGAGCUUGUGAUUUCAGGAUCUCCUCGCUCAGAAGGCCCGCCCUUCCUGUCUACUGUGAACCUGGUUAUGAAGAACACUCACCAUGUCUUUCUAGUUAAUGGCAUAGCAAUGAAAACAAGCCCUUUCUAAUGAUGUCAUUGUUCACAAGUCUGGUUCUUUAAUUAUAAUAAUUUCUUCCUAUCAUUUUUCUAAUCAUUGUAGAUAAGAUAAAAGAUAAUGAACUCACUGCAAAUGAAGCGUUUUAAAAAUAAACCUCAAUGUGUAAGUAU